Molecule: messenger RNA, 995 nt
Organism: Prunus mume (Japanese apricot)
Lineage: Eukaryota; Viridiplantae; Streptophyta; Magnoliopsida; Rosales; Rosaceae
Gene: LBD19
Product: LOB domain-containing protein 19
Biological process (GO): positive regulation of DNA-templated transcription; hormone-mediated signaling pathway
Cellular component (GO): nucleus
Source: RefSeq, a predicted model, not a curated record
CCUCUCUCUCUCUCUCUCCCUCUAUCAUCCUCCUUUAUAUAUACUAAGCUUUCUCUCAGACCCCACAACAACUAGUUAAACUGCCUGAAAAGAAGAAGAAGAAGAAGAAGAAGCUAAUAUCUAGCUCUGGAGAGAGAGAGAGAGAGAGAGAGAGAGAGAGAGAGAGAUGAGUGGAUCAUCAACAAAUGGAAGCAACAACAAUGGAGGAGGAGGAGGAGGUGGAGGGCCUUGUGGUGCCUGCAAGUUUCUGAGGAGAAAAUGCAUAAAAGGGUGCAUAUUUGCUCCCUACUUCGACUCAGAGCAAGGCACGGCUCACUUUGCUGCGGUGCACAAAGUGUUUGGUGCAAGCAAUGCCUCCAAGCUUCUCCUGCGCGUACCACCCCACAAGAGGCUCGAUGCUGUCGUCACCCUCUGCUAUGAGGCUCUUGCUAGGGUUAGAGACCCUGUCUAUGGCUGCGUUUCUCACAUUUUCACCCUCCAACAGCAGGUAGUGAAUUUGCAGGCAGAGUUAGCCUAUGUCCAGGCCCGCCUUGCAACCUUGCAGCGAGCGCCGCCUCCACCUCCGCUGUCUCAACUCGAAUGCCCUCCUCCACCCAGAAGCCUUCACUAUUCCUCGUCCCAUAUCAAUGUGACAUCAUCGCCAUGCUCAGAGUUUGUGCCAACUUCCAACUUGACGCAUUUUGAUCCUCUACAAACAGUGCCACACACAGCAGAAAUGACAAGCCUUUUCAACUCAUUGGAUCAAGAACUUAUUGAUGGGGAAGAUCUUCAGGCAUUGGCUCGAGAGUUCGUGUGCCGAUACUUGCCAGGAGUGAGGUUGAACAAGCCUUCGACUUCUCAUCAAAACUUCUAACUCUUGUCAACUGGUCACAUCUGAUUAAUUUUCUUGCCGUACGUUAUGGCUUUUGCAAGCAAAGAUUUUGUUGCUUCUCAAGUUAAUCAAAAUUGUACCUUUUUUAGAUUGAAAAAUGCCGGCCCACAUUGCUUGUUCUAUA